This is a messenger RNA of Rotaria sp. Silwood2, 2166 nucleotides long. NCBI's taxonomy places the organism in Eukaryota, Metazoa, Rotifera, Eurotatoria, Philodinida, Philodinidae. The record is from the annotation of a GenBank genome assembly.
AUGGACGCUGCGGAUCUCAAUAAUGGCGACGCACAAAGUUUAGAUCAGGCGACUAACUAUAAUCAAGCUAAUGAUAUGUCAGUAGCUAUCAGUACAACACGUCGAAUGGCCAUCGUUGGUGUGCCACUAUUUGACAGAGUCUUUCUAUUCAAUAUCUGCUCUUCUGACUCGACUGAUGAUAAUUUACAGUUUAAUUUGACUCGCAUGGAUGAAUUAUCUCAACAUAACAUGGGCUUUGGUCGUUCAGUAGCUUGGCUCGAUAAUGAAACAGUGGCCAUUUCCCUUCUCAAUGUUGCUGAUCGACCUUGGUCUAAAUCGGAAGUAUGGAUAUUCGAUAUAAAUCUUCCAUUUACCAUACCUCUCUUUGUCUUUCCGAACAAUCAGCAAAGAAUAACAAUGUCGUCCUCGCCUCGUUUCCUUCAUAUGCUUUCUUGGUCUGGAAACUUAUAUGUACUGACUGAUCAAGCUCGAGCAAUACUGGCAUUAUCGAGAGUAUCUGGUCUCUACUCUGUAGGAAGUGAUAAUCCAUACCGUAUAUUAGUCUUUGACGAGGCACCAUGCAUAGCUGGUACAUACCGAAAUUUUUCAAGCGUAGGGCCGUGUAUUGUGUGUCCACCGCAAACAAAGAAUCCAAUGAAUGGACCAUGUACUGAAUGCAGUCCAUGUUCACCCAGUGCAUUCUGUCCAAUGGGUUCUGUUGACGAUACUGUUUCAUUUAAUACGCAUCCAUCAUACACACAAACAUUCAUUUAUCCAGACUCACCCGACAUGAACAAUUAUGAUGAUAUUCUCGUGCAAAAUAUGUUCACUAUUGAUCGUUCAAUUCGUUGUCUCAUAAUCGCACCUGGAUUUUGGGCAAUGUUAGCCAUCAUUUUAUGUUUCAUCGUUUGGCUCAUUAUGGUUGCAUUGAAAAUGAAUAGAUGUCGAACUGCAAGUCGUCACCGAAAUCGUGUCAAACAGUUCUUCAAAAACACAGACAUUGUAAACGACGGUGAACGAUGGAUAGGUGGCAUCUUUUCAUUCGCUAUUCUUGUCAUUUUCGCCUUUGUUUUUUGGUUCUCGGCUGAAUAUAUCAAAUUAUAUCCAAUUGAAACGGCAAGUGAAAUGUAUGCUUCGUGUGACAAGACGAUUCAUAAUGCCAUAUUUGACAAUGCUCUACAGUUACCACUACCAAAUCCAGAUGGAAGCCGAUGGGCUAUUUUUGAUAUGCUUGACGCGCAACCAUUUACAAUGACCGUCGAUCUAAUAAAUACACAAGCCAGUUGUUCGAAUAUUACUUUUCAGCAGAAUAGACCAGGUGUCAAGUAUUUACACAUGCCCAUCGCUGAAGGUAAUUGCAUUCUUCAGCCGGACAAUAUUACACGAUCUGUUAGCGUCGUCUUGCCUGCACAUCGUGUAAAUGUGCAGCUCAAUAUUACUGGACCUUACUUUGUUGGUGGAUUUCGUUUAUGUCUUCGCGGUCCUCAUCAUAUUGAUGGCGUGAAUACAGUGCAUAAACUUGACGUAUGUCAAUUUUUCUGGACGCCAAAUCAAACAGUGUCACGUUUUGCAACACUUUCUGUCGUACUCAUUAAAGUCGUCAAUCAAACUAAGCCACUUAAAGUUGGUGAUGAAUCACGAUAUGAUGGCCGUUGGACACUGACAUUUGGAGACAGUUCACUUUCGGAUGACAUGAUCUAUGAACAAGAUGGAUAUUAUCUUCGUUAUGCCUCUCAACGAACGACAUUGACGUUUACAUUCAACGAACAGCCAUUUUUUCUUCAAAACAAUCAAUAUCCGAUCAUUCGUAUUGCCGAACUUGCUUUUCAUACGUUGCUCUUUUGUACUCUAGUCAUCGAACUAUUUGCAAUAGCGUAUCUUAUUAUCAAGCUUGGUUGUACGCCUAUUACACAUUUGUUUAUUUCUUAUUAUCAUUCACGAAACCAAGACAUAGAUACGGUUGAAAAUCAAUCUUCAAAGUCUUCAAUAGCGCCGGAUACCAUCAUUAAAAUAAAAGAUAUGGAAUCGAAUAUAAGCCCUGAUCAAAUAAACUCGGCAGCGAAGAUCGCAACUUACCAACAUCAUCGAACUUUCCGUAGACACAAAAAGCAAACAAAUUUGUCCGACCGAUGUGAUGAUGAUUCAUCGGCACAAUCGGAUUUAAAAUUUGAUCGGAUUAAAUUUUAA